AUGUGGGCGGAGCCUCCGUCGACGUCGACUUGCGGCCAACAGUCCGCCCAGACGUCAGUCAUUUACCAAUCGACCCCACCGAUCAUGUGUGCCAAGAUCGCUCUUGCCCUCGUCCUUAUUGGAGUUGCUACCACUGCCGCUGCCACUCUGCCGGACAAGUACUACGGAACCUUCGAUUUGGAUCACUCCGAGAAUUUUGAUGAGUACCUCACUGCCAAGGGAUACGGAUGGUUCACUCGUAAGCUCGUCACUUUCGCCACAUUCAAGAAGGUGUUCACCAAGAAUGAAAUCAAGAACAAGUUCGAUUACUCCAACCUGACCUCGAAAAAGGACGUCCACUACAAGAACAUUGAGCUUGGAAAACCAUUCGAAGGAGAAGGACUUGACAGCACCAAGCACGAGGUUUGAUUGUUUUGAGGUGUUCAAAAGAGACACGUGUUUCUUUUUUCAGAUCACUUUCACCCUCAAGGACGGUCAUCUCUUUGAGCAUCACAAGCCACUCGAGAAGUCAGGAGAUGCCAAGGAAGAGACCUACGAGUACCUGUUCGAUGGAGAGUUCCUUCUUGUGGUAAGAAUCCAAAAUAAUCUCACAACAUCUUGAAACCAAAAUAAUUUUCAGCGCAUGAGCUUCAACGGAGUUGAGGGACGCAGAUACUACAAGAGACUUCCAUAA
Molecule: messenger RNA, 673 nt
Organism: Caenorhabditis sp. 36 PRJEB53466
Lineage: Eukaryota; Metazoa; Nematoda; Chromadorea; Rhabditida; Rhabditidae
Source: the annotation of a GenBank genome assembly